Molecule: messenger RNA, 463 nt
Organism: Amblyraja radiata (thorny skate)
Lineage: Eukaryota; Metazoa; Chordata; Chondrichthyes; Rajiformes; Rajidae
Product: kin of IRRE-like protein 3
Exons: 3
Coding region: 1-441 (146 amino acids)
Biological process (GO): cell-cell adhesion; synapse assembly
Cellular component (GO): cell-cell junction; plasma membrane
Molecular function (GO): cell adhesion molecule binding
Source: RefSeq, a predicted model, not a curated record
AUGAACAUGUUGGUCAGCGUGGGCAAGUUGUACCGAACGACCAGUAACCACACUUUCUUUACAGAGUGCCGCUUGGUUGACGCCAGGUUUCUUGUUGUUUUCCCGCCAGGCCAUGCGUCCUCGUUCACGUUGCAGCCGGAGGACCGCGUGGUGGUGGCCGGCCACCCGGUCACGCUAUCCUGCGCCGUCGCUGGUUACCGCGGCAUCGUCCUCUGGACCAAGGACGGGCUUGGGCUGGGGGUCGAGAAGCAGUUGCCAGGGUUCCCCCGUUACUCCAUCGUGGGCGACCAUUCAGCCGGUGAAUACAGCCUCCGCAUCGAGAAGGCGCAGCUGAUGGACGACGCGGUGUACGAAUGCCAGGCCACGCACGCUGCCCUGCGCUCUCAGCCCGCCCGCCUCACCGUGCUCAGUAAGUACAGCCACUCUCUCAUUGACCCCUGAGACAAGCCAGCUUGUUCAUCGC